This is a messenger RNA of Cylicocyclus nassatus, 602 nucleotides long. Lineage: Eukaryota; Metazoa; Nematoda; Chromadorea; Rhabditida; Strongylidae. The record is from the annotation of a GenBank genome assembly.
AACUGAUGCCAGCGGUAACAAAUUGUAAAGAAUCUGCAUUUCAGUUUUGAGAAGCUGCAAUUUCCAAAAUCAUGGAAGAUCCACCUCGGGAUAUUUGCCAACCCUCUUCCUCCUGUGUGACACAGCCAGCUUCAAAAUCCAACGGAAAUGGGAAAGGAAAAGGCAAAAAAGCAGCUUUGGAGAAGCGAGAAGCCAAUCAUCACUUGCACGUCUUGGAUUCGCACAUGCGCCUUAAUUUUCUGCAUCAGGCUGCGAUACACUUGUCUAGUCAGAGUACGAGCCUAGAUGAUGGCUUUGCAAAACUCAGCCGACGGUAUGCUAAGCUCUUUCGCGAUGUUCACAAAACUGAGAGGGUGAAAGUGAUGCCCGAUAUCGUGCAGACGUUCUGUAAAAAAUGUAAACAGAUUUUUGUAGCAAAUGUUGAGAGAUGCGAGCUGAGUUUGACCCAACGCAAAGUACUACAAAGAAAAUGUCUUUUAUGUGGUUAUGCGAAGAACUACGAACUGAAUAAGGAUUACCUUUCGAGAAAUCAGCGAUUCUGGAAGGAACAGGAGAGCAUAAAAGACAAAAACCCAGAGUUACUUGAUAAGCCGGUGCCAUAA